This is a messenger RNA of Vespa velutina, 2313 nucleotides long. Its product is annotated as sodium-independent sulfate anion transporter-like. Gene Ontology annotation, molecular function: sulfate transmembrane transporter activity. Gene Ontology annotation, biological process: transmembrane transport. Bases 171 to 1880 code for a protein of 569 amino acids. NCBI's taxonomy places the organism in Eukaryota, Metazoa, Arthropoda, Insecta, Hymenoptera, Vespidae. The record is from RefSeq and is a predicted model, not a curated record. The transcript has 13 exons. Gene Ontology annotation, cellular component: membrane.
GCCUCAUCCUCGUGGUACGAAAGUCGUCUCUCGUUCGAGAUAUCGUUCCAUUCAUUACAAACGAUAAUGGCUAAGCGAUCUUUUAUAUAAGCAUUAUGAUAUGCUCUCAAGGUGUAUGCAGAAGUAACUCGUAACUACGACAGAUAAAAGGAUCUUACUAUACAAGUGAAAUGUUCAACGGGAUACGUGAUAUAUUGAGUGAUACAGCGAUCAUGUUAAAGGAUAAGCAUGCUUGUCAAGGUUACAUCAAACGCAGACUACCGAUUUUUGCAUGGUUACCAAAAUAUAAAUUGGCAUGGUUAGUUCAAGAUGCGCUCGCUGGUUUAACCGUAGGUCUUACAGCAAUACCUCAAGGGAUUGCUUAUGCCAUCGUCGCUGGAUUAAGUCCCGAGUACGGUCUGUACUCUGCAUUUAUGGCUUCCUUCGUCUAUAUCAUUUUCGGAUCUUGCGAAAACAUAACUAUAGGGCCAACGGCUAUUAUGGCAACUAUGGUACAAUCACUUGUAUUAAAUUAUGGUCCGGACAUGGCGAUAUUAUUAGCAUUUUUAAAGGGAUGUAUCAUCAUGCUGUCAGGCCUAUUUCAUUUAGGUUUCCUUUUGGAUUUUAUCUCUCUUCCCGUCAUAACUGGGUUCACUUCUGCCGCUGCGAUUAGCAUUGCCUCGUCCCAAUUCAAACCGCUUUUAGGUAUACCAGGAAGGACCGAAAGCUUUUUAGAUUCCAUUGAACAAGUCUUUUCGAAUUUAAAAGCUAUCAGGUAUCAGGACACGAUCUUGGGUAUUUGCACGAUCAUCGUUUUAGUUAUUUUCAAGAACCUACCUGGGAAGCGAAAUGGUACUUGGUCGCAAAAAAGUUUUUGGGGUUUAACUUUGGCAAGAAAUGCUAUAGUUGUUGUCACAGGAACCAUUAUAGCUUAUAUAUGUUCUUCUACUGGAAAUGAAAUAUUCAACCUUACAGGAUCAAUGGGUAAAACUUUACCACCGUUCAAACCACCACCUUUUUCCACGAUAUUCAAAAGUAAAACUUAUGAUUUCGUGGAAAUGACAAAGAUUAUGGGAUUGACAAUCAUUUCCAUUUCUGUUGUCUCUACUAUAGAACAUAUAGCAAUAGCCAAGGCCUUUGCAAAAGGAAAAUCUCUGGACGCAACCCAAGAGAUGUUUGCUCUUGGAAUUUGCAACAUCUUAGGAUCUUUUGUGUCAUCGAUGCCAGUUACAGGAUCCUUCACGAGGACAGCUGUCAAUCAUGCAUCAGGUGUAAAGACACCUUUCGGCGGUCUAUUCACAGGUUGUCUAGUCCUGCUCGCUGCAGGAUUCUUAACACGUACCUUCCGUUUUAUUCCUAAAGCAACAUUGGCUGGUGUUAUAUUAUGUGCCAUGUAUUAUAUGCUCGAUUUUGGUACUUAUAUGUUACUAUGGCGUGCGAAAAAGAUCGAUUUUGUCAUUAUGAUACUGACAUUCCUGCCAUGCCUUUUCCUUGGCCUUGAAUUAGGAAUAGCCAUUGGUGUGGUUUGUAAUUUAGCGACAUUACUAUACUUUUCGGCAAGGCCAUCCGUCGAAACGAAGAUCGAACAGAAUGACGAUCAUCGAAUUAUAACACACAUAAUUCCUGAAGAAGCUGUUGCCUUUCCGGCAGCGGAACAUCUGCGUGCCAAUAUAAUGAAACUUUCCGAAACAACUCAUUGCAAUGUUGUAUUAGACUGCAGGAAUCUUAAGAGAAUUGAUGUUACUGUUGCAAAGAAUAUUAAAUUAUUGGCUAACGAUCUUUCGUUACGCGGACAAGAAAUAAUCUACGUUAAUUGUUGCAAGAACGUCGAGGAUAUCUUAAAGACGGUUGCACCGGAAUUACAAAACGAGUUUCAUGAAAUUGUCAUUGCUAAUAGCUGAUAACAAUAGAAGAGUAAAGGAGAAACAAGAGAGAACAAGAACCAAAGGAGACGUCAAACAAUCGAGCUUGAAAAAUCAAUUGCAAAAGGACACGAAUGAAACGAUUUAAUAUAAAAUCAAUGUUCUCUAUUAUUCUCAAGUUCUACACCUUAAGAAUCGAAAACGACGCGAUGCUCAUGGAUCGUCGACAUUUUCUUCUAUUCGUUCUUAUUCUUAAUUGUUAAAGUGGUUAUUAAUUAAAAAAAAAAAAAAAAUAGAAAAAAAAAACAUUGGUGAAAGAAAUGUUUGGUGAUUCAUUUGGUUGUAAAUUAAAAUAAAAUAACCAAUAUCAGUUCUGAUGCACGAAGACUGUGAAAUUCCUGAACUGACCGAUAGUAUAUUCUAUUUAAAUAAUAGAAUUAAAAUAAAUGUAUAUCAAAUAUUUUUAUAUAUU